Messenger RNA from Musca vetustissima, 1584 nucleotides. It is a transcript of the gene Dus1, whose product is annotated as tRNA-dihydrouridine(16/17) synthase [NAD(P)(+)]-like. Gene Ontology annotation, biological process: tRNA processing. The record is from RefSeq and is a predicted model, not a curated record. Lineage: Eukaryota; Metazoa; Arthropoda; Insecta; Diptera; Muscidae. The transcript has a single exon. Gene Ontology annotation, molecular function: tRNA dihydrouridine synthase activity; flavin adenine dinucleotide binding. Bases 1 to 1584 code for a protein of 527 amino acids.
AUGACUGAAACGGAUGGCACCUCAACAUCUACCACUAAGUAUCCGAAACUUGGUGGCUAUGAGUUCUAUCACAAAGUGCUAAAGUCUCCAAAGUUUGUCGUUGCUCCAAUGGUGGACCAAAGUGAAUUGGCAUGGCGUAUGAUGUGCCGGAAAUACAAAGCAGAUCUUUGUUAUUCGCCCAUGUUCCACAGCAAUUUAUUUGCCAAUGAUGUGAAAUAUCGCAAAGAUGCCCUGCAAACAUGUCCAGAAGAUAGACCGCUUAUUAUACAGUUCUGUGGCAAUGAUCCCUCUACUCUACUAGAAGCAGCGACAUUGGCUCAGGAUUAUUGUGAUGCUGUCGAUAUUAAUUUAGGUUGCCCUCAGGCUAUAGCUAAACGUGGUCAUUAUGGUGCUUUUCUGCAAGAGGAAUGGGAAUUGCUGGCUGAGAUUGUGAGAACGCUGCAUGUCAAUCUUAAGGUUCCGAUUACAUGUAAAAUCCGUAUAUUCGAAGACAGAGAGAAAACCAUUCGCUAUGCACAAAUGCUGGAGAAGGCUGGUUGCCAACUGCUCACGGUACAUGGACGGACAAGGGAACAAAAAGGUCCUCUAACGGGUGUAGCAGAUUGGUCGUAUAUCCGCGAGGUUAGAGAAAAUAUUAAAAUUCCCAUGUUUGCCAACGGGAAUAUACUGGGUUUGGAGGACAUCCACCGAUGUAUUGAGGAAACUGGAGUGGAUGGUGUAAUGACGGCCGAAGGUAACCUACACAACCCCGCUCUAUUUACUGGUAUGCAAGCAAAGUCAUGGGAAAUGGCUAGUGAAUAUUUGGACUAUGUCGAAAAGUAUCCGUGCCCUAUUUCAUUUAUUCGUGGACAUUGUUUCAAGAUAUUCCAUCAUUUAAUGAAUUUAAGACCCAACAGCGAUUUACGAGAGGAACUUGCGGUAGCAAAUAGUUUAGACAAAUUUCGUGUCGUUGUAAAAAAGGUGCAAUCCAAAUAUGAGCCCUAUCACGAAGGCUUACAAUUGUAUGAAGAAGAAGAAGUGGAUCCAAGUGUGGUACAAGAGGAGUUAGGCUAUAAUUUGGCACUUCCGCCCUGGUUAUGUCAGCCAUAUAUAAGAGUUCCACCUGAAAUGCAUAAGCAAAUUCUGGCAGAGAAAGCCCGUUUGGCUGAAGAUCCAAAUCGUGAAAAGCGACAAUAUUUUGACAAUGAAGGUCAGGAGAUAUCACGAAAACGUAUGAAAAAACUCAGACGUCGUAUGCGCCGACCCAAUAAACCCGAAGGUCGGCACGAACGUAAUUUGGAAAAUUGUAGUGAUUGCACAAAUCCUAUGGGUUCGAAAUGUGAAUAUCAACUUUGUCGUAUUUGCUGUAGAGAGAAAUGCUAUAGUGAAGAUAUGGAUUGUCGCGGCCAUGGAAUUUUAAUAAAAUCACGAAGAGCUAAGGCCAAAUUAUUUGAAGAAUCAAAAAAUGAUUCGGGCGUUGCUGAUGAAGCUGAAGACGAAUCGGAUAAAAGUAUGAAAGAUAGUAAUGACAAUGGUACGGCACAACAUGAAAAAGGAGAAAUUAGCAAUGAAUCAAAUAAAUUAAACGAACAAUUAAGCAGAUGA